This is a messenger RNA of Cynoglossus semilaevis (tongue sole), 5099 nucleotides long. RefSeq names its product SH3 and PX domains 2B (gene sh3pxd2b). Gene Ontology annotation, cellular component: cytoplasm. The record is from RefSeq and is a predicted model, not a curated record. Gene Ontology annotation, molecular function: superoxide-generating NADPH oxidase activator activity; phosphatidylinositol binding; protein binding. The transcript is spliced from 15 exons. Bases 375 to 3131 code for a protein of 918 amino acids. Gene Ontology annotation, biological process: superoxide anion generation. NCBI's taxonomy places the organism in Eukaryota, Metazoa, Chordata, Actinopteri, Pleuronectiformes, Cynoglossidae.
AUUGGGCGAGCUGGGAUAGGCUGGGAGUGUGGUAGGAGCAGUCAGCGGGACGGGAUAAGGCUCAAGUAAAGGGGCGAAGAGAGAAAGCGAUCGAGCGUUGACUUCUGGCCUUCGAACGGCCGAAUGUUGGAGUGGAAUUUUCACGGCGUUUCAAGAAAGACAUUUGUUGCUCCAAAGGUCGCGGAUCUUAGCGGCGCAGCUGACGAAGAAGAAGCGCCGCCGCACAAACUUUCUUUACUGGUUUCGGUCGCUCUUUAGAAAAAACAAACAAACAAACAAAAAAAAAACACUCACGGGAUAAUCCAUAUUUUUACCGAAUUAAUCGGAAUUCAUUUUUCCCAUCUGUGUAACGGAAACCGAAAGAGGCGGACACCAUGCCACGGCGCACCGUACAAGAAGUAACCGUGCAGGAUGUCCAGAAACGAAGGAGUCCCAGCAAACACUAUGUUUACAUCAUCAAAGUGUCUUGGAGUGAUGGCAGCACAGAAAUCAUUUUCAGACGCUACAGCAAGUUCUUCGACCUGCAGAUGGAAUUGCUGGACAAAUUCCCAGUGGAGGGAGGCCAGAAGGACCCAAAGCGCAGGAUCAUUCCUUUCCUUCCAGGAAAGAUCCUGUUUAGAAGGAGCCAUAUUCGAGAUGUGGCCAUGAAAAGGCUUCGGCCUAUCAACGAGUACUGCAGGGCUCUCAUUCAACUCCCAGUCUACAUCUCUCAGUGUGAGGAGGUCAGAGUAUUUUUUGAGACCAGACCCGAGGACCUCAACCCUCCCAAAGAGGAACCUGUUGGAAAGAAGAAAACCGGGUUGGUGGAGAGAGCGUCUACUUUCCUAAAGCGAGGAGAUUCCACCGCAGCGGACCCUUUGCUGCUUGACCAGUAUGUGGCAGUAACUGACUAUGAAAAACAAGAGAGCUCUGAGAUCAGCCUGCACGUGGGUCAGGUGGUGGAGGUCAUCGAGAAGAACGAGUCUGGCUGGUGGUUCGUCAGCUCAGAGGACGCCCAGGGCUGGGUCCCUGCCACCUGCCUCGAGGCCCAGGAUGACCCUGAUGACUUCAGUAUCCCUGGGGAAGAAGUGCCUCGGAGAUUCUGGUCACUGCCGCGGCACGUGGGUCGUCGCAGAACUUUAGGGGAUCUGUUCAGCACAGGCUUUGGGCAAGAAGAGAAGUACUCAGUGAUUUACCCGUACUCUGCCAGAGACGAGGAUGAGAUUGACCUGGAGCGGGGCAUGAUCGUGGAGGUGAUCCAGAAGAAUUUGGAGGGAUGGUGGAAGAUCAGGUACCAGGGUCGUGAGGGCUGGGCCCCGGCCUCUUACUUAAAGAAGGCAGACAUUCAGAGCCAGAAGCAGUCAGCAGGAGCCGCUGCCUUCGCCAGUACAAACGACCUGGACGGGUUUUCCAAACAUCAGCAAAACAAUGCAGCGAGGGAGAACCGAGAAAACAGUCAGAAGGAGAACAGACUCUCCUUUUUCUCUGACAACAAAAAAGUGGGAUCGAGACACAGACCUCCGCCCCGCAGAGAUCUGACCAUUCCCCGCGGGACAAACCUACCCAAGCCUCCUGUUCCUCCCCAGGUGGAGGAGGAGUUUUACACCAUAGCAGAUUUCCAGACCACGAUACCUGAUGGUAUUAGCUUCCAGGCUGGCCUUAAAGUUGAGGUGAUUGAGAAGAACGGUAGUGGCUGGUGGUACAUCCAGAUAGAUGACAAGGAAGGCUGGGCACCGGCCACAUUCAUUGACAAGUACAAGAAGACCAGCAACGCCCUGAGACCUAAUUUUCUCGCCCCGCUGCCCAAUGAGAUGGAGAAGCUGAGACUGGAGGACGCUGGUUUCUCUGGCACAGAUAACAGCUGGUCUAAGCCUUUACCAGAUGAGCCGCCCACGGCCCCGGAGUCAUGUACUCGCCCUAAGCUGAGAGACUGGAAGUCUGGAGUCAACAAGGCGGGGCCUGCAUUCCCCGGGCCUCUGCCUCCAGCCCCAGCUGCUCCACCAGCUGAAGAGAAGCCAGCGUUACCACCCAGGAGGGAAUCUAUUAACAAGAGCUUUGAACUAGAGGUAGCUGAGAAGACCAGACCUGAUCACACCAAGCCCCUGCCUCCCAAGCCUCCGGCACCUGGUGUCAUCAUGCCGCUGGUUACACCCAAACCGGUUCCAUUUAAGUCUGAAAAACCCCCGGAGACGAAGAAGGACGACAAGAACAAACCUCUUCACCUACGUAAUGAGAUGGGUCUUGAAUGUGGACACAAGAUCUCUGCCAAAGAGGUGAAGAAGUUCAAUCUGAAACCUGUGCCUAAACAUCCACCCAAACCUAAACCAGAGGUGCAGGAGGAAAAACCAGAGCCCCCUGGUCCCUCCGUGCUCACCAAGCCCAAACCAGUUCUAAGACCUAAACCCGUCCCCGCUGCUAAGCCUGAUCCGCCAGCAGAGGACAAACUAGACAUCACCAACCUGAGAAGCAAACUGAGGCCUUCGAAACCUGCAGAUCUCAGCUCUGCCUCCGCUGAGGUGAACCAUCAGAAUGGAACCUCAGCAGCCAUGAAUAAUUCCCACCCGAGUUCUACACCCGGUGCCCCUUCUGCUCCAUUCCAGGGUCUUAACAACGAGCCAAAGUUCCCUCCCAAGAAUGUAAACGGCCACAACAGUCAGGAUAACUCUUCUCCUCCUGGAAAACGGGAAGUUCCACCCCACAAGGAACCCCCACAGAGACCUCCUACCAUGGUUCCGAGAAGACCGCCUCCUCCCAAGAAGACUGACCCGUCGACUCCAACUGAGCUCAAAGGACCCCCCCAGCUCAACAGACCCCCUCCUCCGAAACCCAAGGGCUUUACUCCGCCUCCUGUGAACAAAGAGAAAGAAGAACCCAAGGCCAAUAAAGUACCGAUCCCUCCAAAGCCCCAGGUAAAGAGCGAGAAACCUGGUCCACCCAAGGACAAGCUCCCACCUCUGGUGAAGGAGCCCAGUAAAGACGAGCUGUACCUGGCCGUGGCCGACUUCGAAGGCGACGAACAAACGUCCAGCUUCAAACUGGGCACCGUGUUCGAGGUGCUGGAGAAGAGCAGCAGCGGCUGGUGGUUCUGUAAGAAUGUAGGUGAGGAAGUGGAGGGCUGGAUCCCCUCCAACUUCCUGAGCAAGAAACCUUAGUGUGAACGCGCGUUCACAACAAUCACCAUAUAAAUAAUAGUAAAUAACUCUGUAGCUUGUUAGCAGUUUUUUUUUUAUUUAUAGGUACUUUUUUUUUCAAUUGACACAUUUGUUAUGUUUACUUUUUGUGAGGAUGUUCUACCUAAACUGAACCAGCAAUAACGCAGGCUCUCGGCGGCCUGUGGCGUUUACUUGUCCUUGUUUUUUUUAUUCUUUAUGUCAAUUUGGGUUGAAGUGCCACGUGCUGGUCGUCACCUGUGCCAGUCCUGCCACUACAAAGGCCGUGUCUUUGCCUUCUGUGUUUUUGUGCCUCUAUAUAACAAUACGCCAAGUGCUUUAGUGCUUCACAAACUGUUUAUCACCGUAGAUAUUCUUCAGGGUCUGAUCACAGAUCAUCGAACGUUACAGACCUUGUUAUCAGAAUUAUGCACGCUGCCUUCCAAUUAAUGAACAACUUCAACUAUUAAUUAAACACAGUGUUCUCAAAAGUUCUUGUUAAAGAAAUGGGAUGCAGCCCAGUGGUAAAUUCACCUGUUUCUUUGGAGUGUUCAGGUAUCAAAUGUUCAACUGGACAAACCCAGCAAAAAAAACAACAACAUUUGGGCCACGUUCACCUUCAAAAAGAAACCAACACAUACUGUAGCACACGCCAAAUAAAAGUGUUGUCUGUUAUACCAGUUUGUGACGAUCUUUCAUGCUUUUUCCUGUCGAUGUUGCAGUGACCUGUUACAAACGGGCACUUUCUCAGUUAAUGUCAGAUGUUAAAUGGUUUGCACUUGCUUUAGUGAGGAGAUGAAUGCCACAGUGCAUUUGAGUUCUUAAAAUCUCACUGACUAAAGUGUUAUUCUUUUUUUUAAAUGCUAUUGUAAUAGAAAUUACCAAUAUAAAGGUAGGCGUUAGUCGUUUUUGUCAAAAUGUUUUGUCGUUUCACAUUCCCCAAUCUGAAGAGUAUCUGUACCUGGAGGGUCUGCAGUGAUUUGUGCAAUGAUUUACAGUAUUGUUAAGUGUACAGUUUGGACAUUUUGGUGCUUAAAUAACAGCAAAGUAUGAUCAUAAAAAAAAAAUCAAAGUUUUACAUUAGUGCUUGACUGGUUUCAAGCACAGUCAAAAUUAUUUUUUAUUGUACAGUAAUAACGAUCAUUUUUGAACUGUCAGAGCUUUUUUUUAUGCUCCACCUGUGAGGCUUUAAACUCAAGACCAAGAGGAGACACUUUAGAAAAAGUCAGUCCACCACAGACAAACAAAGCAAAGGCACUGGUUGAUGUUUGUCACAGAUCAGACUGGGUCAUGUGACAUUUGUCAUUGUUUUGGACGCAACCAGACAAGGCUACAAGCUGCAACUGCUGUUCUGCUUGUAUUCGCUUUAAACUUACCCGACGACCUAUUAGCAUUUUCUUUUAACGCAAUCACAUUGUUAUUAAAUAAAACACCAGGAAUCCAAACCAAUCAGUACAAAAGGAGUCCGUGAACCAAGGGUUCGAUUCUUGUAACUGUGUUUACAUCAUAUGUUGUUGAGUCUCCUUGUAAACGAGUCAAUAAAAGUUUCUGAUUUUUCACAUCGGCUGUCACGGUGUCUGAAUGGAGUUUGAAAAAAAAAAUGCAGAUUUUAACUCAAGCAUAACGACACUCACGGUAUAUCCACGUCCAUCCACUUGACAUUGCUCUACACAGUCAAUACACCUGUCGUUAUUUGAACACUGAGGGGAAAAAUAGUUUGCAUCUGGGCGUUUAGUUUUUAGGAUCACGUCCAUGUUUGACCACACUCUUCCCUGACAUUCACUCUGUAAUCGUCAACUGCCAGAGAAACAUUCAGUCCUUUAGAAAAUCUGCAUUUAUUUAUGAAGUUAUUUACAACAGUGGUUCCUUCUGAUACAGUUCCACUCACACCGGUCACCGCCUGCUUUUUAAACACCUUCUAUAAACUGAGGCAGAAAGGAAAACAUUGAUGACAAAACAGAAAACAUUAAC